This is a messenger RNA of Oryza brachyantha (malo sina), 1891 nucleotides long. RefSeq lists its product as uncharacterized. Lineage: Eukaryota; Viridiplantae; Streptophyta; Magnoliopsida; Poales; Poaceae. The record is from RefSeq and is a predicted model, not a curated record. Bases 416 to 1642 code for a protein of 408 amino acids. The transcript has a single exon.
UUCUUGACAAUGACAAAAUAGUGCAAGGUUCUAAUCAUGGGUAGCUUUCCUUACUCCUAAAGUUGCCAAUUAUUUGGACUUCAUAGUUGUAGUGAUGAGAAAAUAGAGUUUGUUCUAGCUAGAAGUUGGAAAUUGUGUUCUUGAUGCUUCAUCCUCUCCUUUCUUUGCUUUCACAUCUGGAUAGCUCCUGUCAAUCUGCAGUGAUGACUUGUCAUCUUCCACUCUGUCUUCUCUUGUGUUUGUCUUGAUCCAAAUCCAAUCCAUUUCUGAUUUCUCACAGAACCAAGAAACAUAUUGGAUUUUUCAGUUGCUUGUUUUGCAAAUCUGUUUCCCUUUUUUGGGGGGGCUUCUUCAAAGAUUUUAGUUUUUUUAAAGGUAUGCAACAGUGUGCAUAACUGCAUACUGAUUUGCAAGUAUGGCCGGAGUUGGAGAAGAAGGCGAGGUGGCCGCGCUGCGGGAGGCUCUGCGGCAGCAGGCGGCCGCCGUGGAGGAGCUGAGGGCCGAGCUGGAGGAGGAGAGGCAGGCGGCGUCGUCGGGCGCGGACGAGGCGCUGGCCAUGAUCCUGCGGCUGCAGGCGGAGAAAGCGGCGGAGCGGAUGGAGGCGGAGCAGUUCCGGCGGGUGGCGGAGGAGAGGAUCCUGCACGACGGGGACUCGCUCGCGUUCCUCAAGGCCGUCGUCUUCCACCAGGAGAUGGAGAUCGCCUCCCUCAACCGCCGCCUGCUGGCCGUCUGCUGCGACCCGCCGUACGCGCCUCCCGCCGGUGACGGCGCCGCCGCCGCAGCCGCCGACCUCCCCUGGCUGAGGAAGCUCGCCAAGAACGGCGUCGUUCCGUCAAGAAGGAACGCCUCCCUCCCCGCCGCACGGCUGGAGGAGCUCUGCUCGGAGAUCGACUCCGCCGGCAAGAACGGCGGCGGCGACGGGAGGCCGGCGAGGACGGUGUCCGACAUAGGCGAGGUGAUCAGAAGGGAGAAGAACGAGUGGCUGACGUCCAAUGCGACCCACCACCACCACCAGCCGCCACCGCCGGCGCCAAAGCUGCACCGGUCGGCGUCGCACCGGCUCCGGCGAGUGCCAAGAUACUCGGAGAGCGCCACCCUGAGAUCUACCACGAGAGCUUCCCCGGAGAUCAUCUCCGAAGAAGACGACGAUGACAUGGCCUCCCGCCACAGCGCGAAGGCGCGAAAAGAGUGCAACUGCAGCGACCACACCACCAUUGCCGAACUGGGCGAAGGCAUCGAGCAGAUCAAGCUCAAUGUACAAAAUCUUCAGACCGAAUUCAUCAAAACGAAGGAAUCCGCCAUCACCAACGGCGAUUCGCAAGCCCAACUACUGGCCAAAAUCUGCGCAAAACUCGAUAUGAUCCAAGCGCAGCAGCAGGAUGUUCAGGUGGAGAAGAGACCAUCUGCUCCUGUGCCGCCGGUGAGAGCUCUGAGCAGGGAAGGAGGUAGCUCGUCCAAAGGGGGAGGAGGGCACACACAGAGUGAGCUGCUGCUGAUGAACCAUUUCAUUGAGGUGAGUGCAGCCAUCUUCUCUGCUCCGAUAGUUAGGCCUUUGAUCAAGGCUGCUGCAUCCAUGCCAUUCUUUAGAUGCUUCUUGAUACUGGUCUUGGCUGUGGUGCUCAGAAAAGUUUUGAUCAACUAGUGAUGAUGCACUUGUAAGCAAAUGGUAUACAGUGUGUCAAGAGAGUAGUUUCUUUUUCCCCACUUCAAUUUUGAUUCCUUGAACUUUUAUUCACUCAUUUGUAAUAAGAGCAUAUCUGGGUGAAAAAAAAUGCUCAAACAAGAACUCACUGUCUUGUUCAGCAUUUUUUUGUGCCGACUCCUGACGAAAAAUUUCAGAAUGGGAGCUUGUCCAAAUUCAUUUUGGAAGUGAAUGUAACUUGUCACUAAA